This is a messenger RNA of Bolinopsis microptera, 662 nucleotides long. RefSeq lists its product as uncharacterized. Bases 62 to 394 code for a protein of 110 amino acids. The record is from RefSeq and is a predicted model, not a curated record. The transcript is spliced from 4 exons. NCBI's taxonomy places the organism in Eukaryota, Metazoa, Ctenophora, Tentaculata, Lobata, Bolinopsidae.
CUUUCAACACUACUAUAUAACAAAUAAUUUGAGCUAAGGCACCCUGCAAAUCACAUAAAAUAUGGCUGUCCCCACCGGAAAACAAGGUCUCAGAGGAACGUUCGAUUCCUGGAACAACGACAGCAAAAAAGUUACCACCCUUGAAUCUAACCACAGACAGUCGGUAUCGGAGCACCUGACCACGUUCAGGACCACAAAAGAAACCCAGAACAAUACCCAGUCUGCCCUGCAGAACAUGUUUAAGCAACAGACUGCAACCAACGGCAACAAGAGAACCACUUCCGGGACAGGCAACACUUCUCUCAAUACUUCUGGUUUGAACAAAGCCAACGAAAAAUGUUUCUGUGGCAAACAACACAGUGGUGGUAGAAGAGAGUGCAGCUGGUUCUGUUAAACUCAUCGCAAGACUUGGCACCAUCACGUGACGUCAUCACGUGACGUUGUAACGUGACGUCAUGCGUGCAGCACGGCUUGGUUUUGCGUUUGUGCUUCUAUGUAUUUUACCACACUUUGUGUACGUUAUCACGGGAAUUAAGACAUUUCACAAUGUUUGUGGUUAUAACAAAUUUGAUGGUGUCAUCGGUUAAAUUUUUUCUCUCUCAGAAGAGACCUUAUGAAAUAUUUCCCAUAAAGGGACUUGAAUAAACAAUCAUUAAAUAAAU